UCUACAAGUCAUAAAAAUGCUAGACUCGCUGACGUUUCUAUUUGAGAAAUUCUUUCUUUUCUCAAACUUGAAUCUGUUUAAAAGUCUGUGGCAGGAGGAUCCGGUGAGAUGCCCGGUGCUCAGGAGAGGAGACCUGCUGGAGGUGCAGCGCACUCUCUUCGUUCAUUACGGCAUCUGUCUGGGCGAGAACAGGGUGGCGCACCUGAUGCCUGACAUCAUGCCCGUGCUGACCAGCGACAAGCAGCUCAUUAAACCAGUCGUCACUAACAAAAGACUCAUUUUAGGAUGCAUUUACAGACACGCGAGCAUACGCGUGGACUCGGUCGAAGACUUCGCGUAUGGUGCUCAGAUUCUGGUGAACGACAUGGACAAGAAAGUCAAGUGUCACGCGCUGGCGAGCGAAGAAGUGGCGAGGAGAGCAGAGAAACUGGUUGGCGACUUUCCCUACAGUUUACUAUGGAAUAACUGCGAACAUUUCGUGACGUAUUGCAGGUACGGAACAGCAGUGAGCCAGCAGACAGAGAAGUUCUGUGACUGUCUGAAAUCCAUCAUUCGGGACCAGAGAAGUGUGGCCUUAACUGUUGGGAUAGGAGUGAUGUACAGCCUGUGCUUCGGUCUGGCGCCCUCGACUACAUUACCCACAAUCCUUAUCCCCUUCAUUCUGUGGAUGGCUGGCUGAGGGACACUUUCACUGCAUCACAUAAAACAAUGAAGCCCAGCUUUAAAGGGGACACGUACACAGCAAUGCAAUGCAUCAGUGGAAUAUCGCUGUGUAAACAUGCCAAGUCUGACUAUGUAUUUCUGCUUCUAUAUAUGUUACGCUUUAAAUAACUCAUGACAAUGUGCCAUUAACUUCGAGCCUUUACAGCCAUGCUGUAUACUUUUCAUUUUAAACCAUAUACCUAAAAUUGGCCAAUAUUGCUGUGGCUUAAAGUUACAGAUUGCAUGUACUGUUCACUAAGGGUGCCUUAUUUUUGUAUUAAGCAGAAGUGUUAUACAGACAUGAUAUAUUUCACUAAUAUGAUCAAUGUUUAUUGUAGCUACUAUGGACUGUGAUUCAGGACAUAGCCUUUCUUAUAUAUGAACUUGUAGUUUUUUACUUUUAUUAUUAAGCUCUGACGAUGCUUGAUUGUGAAUUUGUACAGUUUUAAAUAUAUAUUUAAUACCAUAAUUUUCUAAACAAGAGCCAGAAUAAGAAUAUGUAUACAGAGCUAUUUGAUGAAUGUUAUGUGUAAAUAGUAGCUAUAAUUAUUUCUGGUUACUGCUGUAAACAGCUGAUUGGAUUUAUUAGACUAUUUUCAUCAAAAUAAAGCUUGUCUGACCUGCAGCUGAA
This is a messenger RNA of Cyprinus carpio (common carp), 1333 nucleotides long. Its product is annotated as lecithin retinol acyltransferase-like. Gene Ontology annotation, molecular function: phosphatidylcholine-retinol O-acyltransferase activity. NCBI's taxonomy places the organism in Eukaryota, Metazoa, Chordata, Actinopteri, Cypriniformes, Cyprinidae. The record is from RefSeq and is a predicted model, not a curated record. Gene Ontology annotation, biological process: retinol metabolic process.